Molecule: messenger RNA, 3076 nt
Organism: Calypte anna (Anna's hummingbird)
Lineage: Eukaryota; Metazoa; Chordata; Aves; Apodiformes; Trochilidae
Product: tubulin alpha-8 chain
Exons: 5
Coding region: 196-1539 (447 amino acids)
Biological process (GO): microtubule cytoskeleton organization; mitotic cell cycle
Cellular component (GO): microtubule; cytoplasm
Molecular function (GO): structural constituent of cytoskeleton; GTP binding
Source: RefSeq, a predicted model, not a curated record
GGCAGGAGGCAGUGAUGCCGCGGGCAGAAGUGCUGAGCCUGUGACUUGUUCCCCACUCCACCCUGACACUGAAGCUCAGCAGCAGGUGCUGGGUGCUGAGCCCAGGCUGCCUCUCACCCUGCAGCCCAGAGCCAGGCUCCUGCAAAGAUUUGCCACAGCUGAUCCCAAAGGGAAGGAAACAUCACUGGAGACACCAUGCGUGAGUGCAUCUCUAUUCAUGUUGGCCAGGCUGGAGUUCAGAUAGGAAAUGCAUGCUGGGAACUCUUCUGCCUAGAGCACGGCAUUCAGCCAGAUGGCACCUUCAAGGAUCUGCACAACAAACUUAACAAUGAUGACUCUUUCACCACAUUUUUCAAUGAAACAGUCACUGGGAAGCAUGUGCCUCGAGCUGUAAUGGUGGACUUGGAACCAACUGUAGUAGAUGAAGUUCGGGCUGGCACCUUCCGGGAACUUUUUCAUCCAGAACAGCUGAUCACUGGAAAAGAAGAUGCAGCUAAUAACUAUGCCCGUGGCCACUACACCAUUGGCAAAGAAAGCAUUGAUAUUGUGCUUGAUCGUGUCCGUAAGCUGACUGAUGCCUGUUCUGGGCUGCAAGGAUUCCUGAUCUUCCACAGCUUUGGUGGGGGCACUGGCUCUGGCUUUACCUCCUUAUUGAUGGAACGCCUCUCUGUGGAUUAUGGAAAGAAGUCCAAACUGGAGUUUGCCAUCUACCCAGCUCCUCAGGUCUCCACUGCUGUGGUGGAGCCCUACAAUUCCAUCCUGACCACACACACCACCCUGGAACACUCAGAUUGUGCCUUCAUGGUGGAUAAUGAGGCCAUCUAUGAUAUCUGCCGCAGAAACCUGGACAUUGAGCGCCCCACUUACACCAACCUCAACCGCCUCAUCAGCCAGAUCGUCUCCUCCAUCACUGCCUCACUGCGCUUUGACGGUGCCCUUAAUGUGGAUCUGAUGGAGUUCCAGACCAACCUGGUGCCCUACCCACGCAUCCACUUCCCCUUAGUAACUUACUCCCCCAUCAUCUCCUCUGACAGAGCCUAUCAUGAGCAGCUCUCAGUGGCUGAAAUCACCAACUCCUGCUUUGAGCCCAACAACCAGAUGGUGAAGUGUGACCCAAGGCAUGGGAAGUACAUGGCCUGCUGCAUGCUCUAUCGUGGUGAUGUAGUUCCCAAAGAUGUCAAUGUAGCAAUUGCUGCCAUCAAGACUAAGAGAAAUAUCCAGUUUGUUGACUGGUGUCCAACAGGCUUCAAGGUUGGGAUCAACUAUCAACCUCCUACAGUAGUUCCUGGUGGAGACCUAGCCCAGGUUCAGCGAGCAGUCUGCAUGCUGAGCAACACCACAGCCAUUGCAGAGGCCUGGGCAAGGCUUGAUCACAAGUUUGACCUGAUGUAUGCCAAGAGAGCUUUUGUGCACUGGUAUGUGGGUGAAGGCAUGGAGGAGGGAGAAUUUGCAGAGGCCCGAGAGGACCUGGCCGCCCUGGAAAAGGACUAUGAAGAAGUGGGAACUGACUCAUUUGAAGAAGAAUAUAAUGGGGAGUAAUUUUGAAAUGCACUUUGUUUCUUCUGAGCACAGAAUUUUCUCUGUAACACUUCAUUGCAUGUGUCUACCAAUAGGCCACCCCUUUCUAUGCUAUAUAUUUAGGAGAGGUCAUAUAGAGAUAUCUUUUGUUCCCAAAAUCACAGACAAAUUGUCCUAUAAGAUAUGAUCAGCUGUAGUAAUGCCCUACCACUCCCUGCAAUGCAGAAAGUCUUGGUCUUCUUUCUUGUAUAUUUCAUGUAAGCCUCUUCAAGCUCUAAUAUACAUAGUACACCCACUAUGAUUCAAUAUAUGCAAGCUUAUAAUGGAGCAUAUUGAGUCAGUAGAGUUUUCAAAGUUCAAAUCUUACAUACCUUCACCUUUUGCUUACUGGCAUGUCAACAAAUAGUGACAAUGGAAAAAUUGUGCCUCUGCUCUGUGCUUUAUUAUCCCUUCAUUGAUCUUCAGCUGAUUGAUCCAAAAGGAACAUUUCACUCUUCUGAAAUACCACCCCUAUAAAAGCAAACACACAGGAGAAAUAUUAAAGCAAUGCAAUUUUUCCACAUUUGGGGCUAAACAACUGUAUUGUGAAAACAAGCAUCCUAUUAGAUUGCGUACAGCUGCAGCAGGCAUAAGAAUUCCUUUUCCAUGUCUCUGUGAAACUGUUUCAACGAGAUAACUGUCUCAUUAGAAACAUUCAGUAUUCCUUACUUACCUAGAUUGUUCUUCCUCUGCAAGAAACAGCCUUUGCUUUAUCUAGCAGACUACUUUGCCACCCAUGUCAAUUUUUAUUUAGUGCACCAUGUGAGAGUGAGUCUGCAGUACAGGCAUUUGAAUGUUCACUCAAAGAUAACUCAAAGUAAUGAUUGAAGAUCUCAGAUUUACAGGAUUCAGAACUUGCUAGGCCCAGGUCUACAUUCCUGAUAGGAGACAAGCAUGCGUGCUGAGGCCGCUGGCAGUUGUCAUUGCAAGGCCACUCUUGAUAAUCUUUUGUAGAUCAUGCUGACUUGGUCAAGUACCCAAAGGCUGGAGGAAAGCAAAUGUCACUCCUAUCUUAAAAAAGUGCAAGAAAGAGGACCCAGGGAACUACAGGCUGGUCGGCCUCAUCUCAAUCCCUGGGAAGGUGAUGGAGCAGCUAGUCCUGGAAACCAUUUCCAGAUACAUGAUCAAGAAGAAAAUCAUCAGUUGUCCUCAGAAGGGAUUAAUGAAGGAGAAGUUGUUUUUUACCAACUUGAUAAUUUUCUAUGAUUAAACAAUUGGCCUGAUAAAUAUCGGGAGAGAGCAAUGGAUAUUGUCUACUGUCCCUUGCUCAGGGAGUUUGUGAAGACUCACAAAAGUCACCUGGAUAUAGUCCCUGGCAACUGGCUCUAGGUGGCCCUCCAGAUGACCUCUAGAGGUCCCUUCCAUCAGCAACCAUUCUGUGAUCUUUUUCAUGUAGAGAUUUCUAUUUAUAUUGGCAGUUUCAUUUCAUACUUCAACAUCACAUCGAACUUGUAUACUCUGUAUGCAUUAUAUGCAUUUAAUUAACCAGAUGAAUAAAUUACUAAACUAUGUUACGGAA